AUGUAUGGGCACCACUUCAACGACCCAGACGCGCUGGAGAAUAUUUGGGCACACUUCGGCGAGGAGUAUAGGGCAAAAGAUAUCGUUUGGCUGAAAGAGUUCAAAGCUUUCAAGGACAAGUCCAGUGCCAUUAAUCAGGAUACUGGUGUCAAUGGGGAACUUACUGGUAUGAUCAUGAGAUGUUGCCAUCCUUCACGGACAUUGGCCGUCGGAAAUAUGGAAUCCAAAAGAAUCAUUGAGAAGAGCUUGCCUGUACGUUGUCUGUUCAAUGAAACUGUGAUGGAGGCGAUGUGGGGCCUGAAGAAUCUCAUGCACGUUUUAGUACCAGCAGAAAAACUCGAGCUGACAAAGAAAGAUCGCCUACCAAUGAGCCAAGGACUAAAAUGGCUGCUGGAUCGUUAUGGCUUCGGUGUGAAACCAGAGAUGGUCUCUGAAGCAAUGAUUAUGGCGGCAUGCGUCUUGUACGAUUCUGAUAUUUGUGAGAGGAAUCUUUCUACCCCGCUGCGCAAGGUGGUGACCUCCUUCAGGAAAGUUGAUGGCAAUAAUAUGUGUGCUGACUGUGGUGCUUCAGAACCUGAUUGGGCAUCAUUAAACCUUGGUGCACUUCUAUGCAUAGAGUGUUCUUGGGGUGCGCAGAAAUCUUGGAGUGCAUAUAUCAAAGCAAAUGGAUGGGGUGUUAAAAACCAAAUUGUCUCGAAGAGUCUCCAUGCAAAGAAUGGUUGCACAAAUAUGACUCCUUACAGAUUACUAACAAGGGCACCCACCCCCCUGGGCGCCAAAUCUGCACUCAAUUCCGAAAUGACACUUAGCGGUGAUUGGAGGGGCUACAUUCUUGGCAAGAUUCUUGAGUAUAUAGACAAAGAAUUCAUACGGAACCAUAGCAUGGAUGAGAACCAGCUAGCUCAGCCGAUGUGGAAUAGUGUAGCUGCAAAUGACAAGAAAGCAGCAUACAGUCUCAUUGUGAGAUCACGUGCCAAUGUAAAUUUAGUUUAUGGAGAGAUGCCUUCUAGCCCAUUUUUGACUCUUGGAAAAGCACUUCAGCAAGAGCAACCGGCUUCACCACCUGAUGGAAGUCCUAGAUUUUUCGAUUGCAAUUCACAUGACAAGAUUUCUCCUCGAGAGCCCCUUUCCCCUGCUAGCACGACUGCACGAGUUCACGCACAGAUGACAUGGAGGACAGUUGUGAAGGGUUCGGACACCCCUUCAUCACUGCAUUUUGAAAGGAAGACAUCGACAUGCAAAGCUUCUCCUCUCCAGGUAGAAUUCCAUGCUAGGAAUCUUACUACCUUUGAAUACUAUGGACGGUUUAUACCAAUUGGACUCAGCCACUCAUUGAAGAUACAAAGUGCAAAUAUUAUGUUCUACGAGGCAGUUUUUCAGGAUGCCCUCAUAUCACUUCUCAACGGUCUUCCAAACGUGGAAAAUCUAACUUUCCGUAUUGCGUGGCUAGAGCUAAUAAAGAAGCAAUGUUUGUGGGACAACCCAUUGAAGUUUUCCCGUCUUAAGCACGUGCAGUUGUUCCUGAAUAUACCUGGCAGAAAUGAAGAUAGCAUUCUUUAUUCAGUAUCAUUUCUGAGGGCCACACCUUUUAUUGAGGACUUGGAGGUUCAUUUUGGUGGCACUACAUCUUUAUGGUUGGCAGACGUGGGUCCUCGUAGGCAGGACAUUGGGCAAUGCAAUCCCUACAAUCGUUUGAAGAAGAUGUGCAUUGCAGGAUUCAAAGGGGCAAGAGGACAAGUCGAAUUUAUGUUACACGUUGUCGAAAAUGCUCCUGCACUGGAGGUUAUAACUGUAGAUACACAUAAACGUAGUACUUCUGCUGGUGAUCUUUGGACGAUAAAGAGUGGACCACCGCCCUUUGAGGAAGCUAAGAGGAUUGCUAUGACAUGCCUAAGUAGAACAAUCCCACCAAGUGUCAAGCUUGAUGUUAUUUAG
Miscanthus lutarioriparius is the source of this 1935-nucleotide messenger RNA. The record is from the annotation of a GenBank genome assembly. Lineage: Eukaryota; Viridiplantae; Streptophyta; Magnoliopsida; Poales; Poaceae.